Molecule: messenger RNA, 1282 nt
Organism: Effrenium voratum
Lineage: Eukaryota; Dinophyceae; Suessiales; Symbiodiniaceae
Source: the annotation of a GenBank genome assembly
CUUGACUCAAGAUGCUUUGCAAUGUCAUCAAAUUACCUUUGGGCAGCAAGGGCCGAUCAUAUGCAGUCGUACUGUAAAUAUUCCCUGCGUUAGGCGCGCCACUAGCGUGCAAGAGACUUGCCAUUGGAUGCACAAUGCAUCCAGUGCCAUUGUAUUUCGACGGAAUCUCACGGUCCAUGUCUUCCUGUUGUCCUACAUAAGCGCUUUGUUUUCACGCUGGCGCUUUGGAAAUGAUGCCAAGCUGACCAAGCACGGUUUAUGUGGAGCAUGCCACAGAGAAGAAGAGUAUGAGGGAUACCUUCAAGACAUGGCAUGGAGCUGAGUUUGCCUACGGCUAAAUGGGGGCCUGCCGUGUUUUGAGUCGGCAUGAUGUUUGUUUUACUGCUCUUGCCAGCUUUGAAGCCGCCAUGUCGAGACAUGCGGGUUGAAUGCGCAUGUGUGCCUUGCGCUCCUCGUGUGGUGGAUCACCUCGGCUGCCCACGACUAUGGGCGGCUUUGGGUUUCUGGCGCACGCUUCAGGACCACACCGGGAGUCGUGCAUCCCUGGUGACGCCAAGAGCCAGGAAGGUAUUCGAAGACGGUGAUUUGUCUAGGUUCAGCAUGGAGCAGCUUGUCUCCGUGGAGAAGCCAUGGCGAGUCUUGCUGGGCUUCAUCAUCUCCCAGAAAAACCGCAGGGCACUAGUCCGCGCUCCGCCCAGUUCGGGCAAAAGCUUCCUGGGCCAGCUGGCCGCGCAGUGAGGUCAAGUGCCUGAGGGUUGGGAUGUGGAGGUUCGCUAUUGUCCGAACGUGUCCAGCAACAAGUUGCUCAAGCGGCAUGGGUUUGAAAGCAUCGCUGAAAUGGCUGAGGACUCUUGGAGCUCAAGAAAGGAGGGCAACAGAACUGUGGUUUACUUCUUCGACGAGGCCCGCAACACUGGAUGCUUUUGUCAACAGCAGAGAUGAGAGCGGCUGCGCAGUUUUUGCCACAGCAGGCAGAGCAAGAAGUCUGAGCACCCUAAGGGAGCUGGCUGACAGGACGUUCUUCUACAAAUCUCCAGCAAACCAUACACAUUUGCAGAUCUGGUUGCAGGGGCGCUUUUGUGGCAUUGGUGUGACAACCUUCCUGGCGACGCAAGUCGAAAAGUCGAAGCACGACAAUCUCAAGGACGUCCGCGAUGCUUUGGACAGGACCUUGAAUGAUGCAGUGGGCUUACGCAACCCAACAAGCCAGGCUCGUUUCCAUGCAAAGAUCUUUUAUACCGAAUCUCCCUGGGACAAUCUUCUUACAAUUGGACAAAGAUGG